AUGAAUUUUGCUAGUAGCAAUAUUUUUGUAAGAAAAACUCAAAACCAAGAGAAAAAACAAAAUGAUGAGGAUAUGGAAGAGGAGUACUGUUUCAACCUGUCAGUCUGCUCAGACGAACUGAAUCGGAGUUUUGAUUCAGAUGAAGAAGAGGAUUCUAAAUCAGAAUGAAACAGCAAUGCUGGUAAUGAAAAUACAGGAGUAAUGAGAGGUCUAACCAUGCACCAGGAAGCUUCUAAACCCCUAAACUUGUUCGGGGAUGGUGGUAGCCAUUCUCCUAUGAAUAAAGAAUCAAACAAAGAAGGCAUUCUAAGUUUCCUUGGACUCAACAAGACAGUUCACCGAGGUAUUGAGCCAGAUUUAUGUAUGGCAAUGGAACCACCAGCUCAUAUUUCUCCUUCGAAAGCUGUUCGUUCAAAUAUGGCUAAAAAGCCUAAGAAAGCUCUUAAGAGCAGAGUCAGGAGGCAAGGAAGAAAGUUCCAGAACGAGGUAGAUGCCAAUGUCAUCUCUCUCAGCUUGAAAGUGCUAAAAGAGGAUGCAGAAUUGGCCGCUGGGGAUCCUAUCUUCUGUGAGAAAUGCAAUGCUGUGUUCAACUCCAACAGCAAACUUACUGAAAAGGAGAAGAAGCUCGCACAAAUUCUUGAAGUUGACGAUGAAGAUAUGGAAGAUGAACAAAUUCCUGAUGAGCGGGAAGAAGAAAAGAGCCAACUUGGAGAGGGCGAAGAGCAAUGGGACUGCGAAUUCUGUAAUUAUACUAAUACACUCUUUAUUGAGAAGGAAGAAAUCCCAACUAAGGAUGCUAUGAACUACAUCAUUGACACUGAAGAGCUAGAUGAAAAUAAAAAGCACGCCGGUGAAGCCGCUGUCAUCUUUUGUGUUGAUAUCUCAGGCUCAAUGUGUGUAACUAAGGCCGUUGAUGGUAAAUUCAAAAUUAAAGGAGAUAAAUACGAUGAACUCCAAGAGUUCAUGAAGUAUUCAGAUGGUUCAGAUCAAUUUGCAUUUUAAUGACAGAAAUGUAACUUAUGUCUCCAGACUUCAGUGUGUCCAAGCAGCAAUUGAAGCUCAAUUAAUUGACAUGAAGGCUGAGAAAUCCCAGAAGAAGGUUGGGCUAGUUUCCUUCAAUGGAGAUGUCAACAUUAUUGGAGAUGGCUCUCAGCCAUCUCAGACAAUUUCUGGUGACAAACUGACAAACUAUGAAUAUCUAAUAGAAAAUGGACAGACCAUUUCCAAGACUCAUAUGUCUCAAAGAAUAGAAGAUUCUAGUGAUCAACUAAAUGAAAAACUCUUCUCAUUAGAAGAAACAGGGCCAACAGCCCUUGGACCGGCUGUGGCUUCCUCCAUUGCUAUGGCUGGAGAGUGUGGUCAUGGUUCUCAGGUGUUUAUUUGCACUGAUGGGCUUGCGAAUGUUGGAAUAGGUAGUCUUGAGGAACUAAAGGAUAGUGAUACUGUUGAACAGGACGUUGCUACCUUCUAUGAGCAACUAGCUGAUUACGCUGCAUCCAAGGGUGUCACUGUCAACAUAAUUAGUAUCAAAGGAGAAGAAUGUGAUCUUGAGACACUCCGUCCUCUUUACGACAAAACCGGAGGAAAUGUUGAUAUCAUCGAACCAGAUGAGCUGAAGAGCAACUUCUCAAAUAUGAUGAAACAAGAGGUCAUUGCCACUAGAGUUGUAGUCAAGGUCAAGCUUCAUAAAGCACUAGAGUUUAGAAACGAAGAUGAAAAAGAUCUGACUAACGACAAGACAAUCUUGACUCGUGAUGUUGGUAACGUCACUGAAGACUCAGAGAUUACCUUUGAGUACAGGAUAAAAAACCAGGAGGAAUUGAAGAAGCUUGAUAACUUUGAUAUUACCAAGAUCGACCAAAUUCCUUUCCAAACUAUCAUUGAGUAUACCACUCUUGACGGGAUGAAGUGUAUUAGGACUAUCACCAAAGUUCAGAAAAUCACUGAUGAUGUUUCUAAGAUGAAAGAAGAUGUCAAUAUCGAAGUUCUAGCAGUCAAUGCAGCCCAACAAGCCUCUCGACUUGCCACUAGAGGUCAGUUCAGAGAAGCCCAGGCUUAUAGCGUGAACCAGAAGAAAUACUUAAAGAGUCAUCUAAGAAAUGACACAGAUAAGAAAAUGUUCAAAAACUGGAGAGGACAGAUGAACGAUCUCUAUUCUGAUAUCCACUUACAAAACAACUGUGAGGAGCUAUGCGAGCUUGAGGCUGAGGCUCUACCCACCAGCUCCAAAAACCUGUCCAAAAAGAAGCAAAAGAAGGGUUUCUUGUCUCAUUUCCCUGAUAGGAUGAGCACGAAUGUGCAGAAGAAAAAGAACUUCAAUGCUAAAUCUCUUUGGUAGAGACUUGUCUACCUAACUAAUUCGUAAUCAGAGAGUUGUCAAUAU
Molecule: messenger RNA, 2383 nt
Organism: Moneuplotes crassus
Lineage: Eukaryota; Ciliophora; Spirotrichea; Euplotida; Euplotidae
Source: the annotation of a GenBank genome assembly